AUGGGUGCGAGAAGUGUAUGGUCGACCGUUUGGGGCCCGCCUUUUGACAUUAGCCGGUGGAGUAAGACGAGCACAUGGGUUGCCAGCAUUCUCUUCCGAAAGAGUGCGCCUAGUCUGCGCUGGCCUGAUGUGGAGACUGUUCGGGGCCAAGCAAGCUCGUCCGUACCGUUCGAGGCCACCAGACGAAGGCGGUACGUAAAGGUACUUGAAAGGGACAACAACGGCACGGCCCUAGCACGUGCAGAAAGCUCCUGUUUCCGAGAAUCUGGACGACUCUACACCGGCCGCUCUGGACUGCGAGGAGGCACUCAUGUGCGUGAUCGUCAUGUCGAGUAUGUAAGAGCCUGGCUGGCUGGCUGGCUGCCGCGACCAGAUCAUGCGCAAUACAGAGAAGCCUGGUGUCCGUACAAGGGCUGGACCCUGGCGCUAGGAAGAUCGCUGCGCACAGAAGCCUGUGUCUCCGAAACCAGUUAUCGUGUCUUGUGGCAGUCGACUAACUCCCUCGCUUGCUUCGAAUGGCAGGGCAAGUGUAAACGAGAACUUAUGAGUCCUGCUACAGUUCCAGAAUUGGUCAAGUACCUACACGAUAUCAUCAAGGUUGGCUGCUCCUCAGAUGAGCAAAAAUUGUGUGGAACUUACAGUCAUCAAUUUGCGGCGGCACUAGACGAAUAG
Pyrenophora tritici-repentis Pt-1C-BFP is the source of this 672-nucleotide messenger RNA. The record is from RefSeq and is a predicted model, not a curated record. NCBI's taxonomy places the organism in Eukaryota, Fungi, Ascomycota, Dothideomycetes, Pleosporales, Pleosporaceae.